Polyodon spathula (Mississippi paddlefish) is the source of this 2844-nucleotide messenger RNA. Its product is annotated as ran-binding protein 9-like. Lineage: Eukaryota; Metazoa; Chordata; Actinopteri; Acipenseriformes; Polyodontidae. Gene Ontology annotation, molecular function: protein binding. The transcript has 14 exons. Bases 228 to 2075 code for a protein of 615 amino acids. Gene Ontology annotation, cellular component: cytoplasm. The record is from RefSeq and is a predicted model, not a curated record. Gene Ontology annotation, biological process: cytoskeleton organization; cell surface receptor signaling pathway.
AAGUGUGCUGUUAGUUUGACUACAGAGUCUCUGAUCCAAUCAGAUCUGCGGAUUAUGUACUAACAACAAACAAAAGAUCCUUCUGUCUCUGCUAGGUUUUCUUUAUAUCUUUCAGGUUAUUAGUAUUAUAUUAAUUAUUAUUAGUUUUCUCUGCGCCAUUUAUUAUACCUAAGUUAUUUUUUAUUGUAGUUAUUAGUAUUUUAAUUGACAAAAACAAUCUGCUCGCCAUGGCCGGGCAGUCUUCGGGCUCUGGGUCCUUGAUGUCGGUCGUGGUUCACGGGGACUCAGCUCUCAACGAGCAGGAAAAAGAGCUCAACAAGCGGCUUAGGCGACUCUACCCGGCGAUAAAUGAACAGGAAACUCCGCUGCCCCGAUCCUGGAGCCCCAAGGACAAGUUUAGCUACAUCGGUCUCUCCCAGAACAACCUUCGAGUACAUUAUAAAGGCCAUGGAAAGACCCCUAAAGAUGCAGCAUCUGUUCGAGCCACCCACCCCAUCCCGGCAGCCUGUGGCAUUUACUACUUUGAAGUGAAGAUAGUCAGCAAAGGAAGAGAUGGGUACAUGGGGAUAGGUCUUUCUGCUCAGGGUGUCAACAUGAAUCGACUACCAGGCUGGGACAAGCAGUCCUAUGGUUACCAUGGAGAUGAUGGCCAUUCUUUCUGUUCGUCAGGCACUGGCCAGCCCUAUGGCCCAACUUUUACAACUGGAGAUGUCAUAGGCUGCUGUGUGAACCUUAUAAACAACACCUGCUUCUAUACAAAAAACGGGCAUAGUUUAGGUAUUGCUUUUACAGAUUUACCACCCAAUUUAUACCCUACGGUGGGCCUUCAGACACCUGGAGAGGUAGUGGAUGCCAAUUUUGGCCAGCACCCAUUUGUAUUUGAUAUCGAAGACUACAGGCGUGAGUGGCAGUCAAAAAUCCACACCCAGAUUGACGGAUUCCCCACAGGAGGCCGUGAAGGCGAGUGGCAGAUGAUGAUUCAGAAAAUGGUUUCAUCCUACCUAGUUCAUCAUGGAUACUGUGCUACAGCAGAAGCAUUCGCCAAAUCAACAGACCAGGCAGUACAUGAGGAACUAGCCUCCAUCAAAAACAGACAAAAAAUACAGAAGUUGGUGUUGGCAGGAAGGAUGGGUGAAGCAAUCGAAACAACACAGCAACUGUAUCCAAGUUUAGUAGAAAUAAAUCCAAACCUUUUAUUCAUGCUAAAGGUGCGUCAAUUUAUAGAAAUGGUGAAUGGGACAGACAGUGAAGUGCGGUGCCUAGGGGGUCGUAGUCCUAAGUCCCAAGACAGCUACCCAGGCAGCCCGUGGACAUUCAGCAGCCCCAGUAUGAGCCCCAGUCACAGUACAAACAUCCACAGCCUGGCCUUGGUCAAGUCCAGUGGCUCACAUGGUCACCUAGCAGGUUUUGACAGCAACUGCAGUAACGGAGUGAUGUCCAACAAAGCACCACACCAGUCUCACUGCCACAAACACCAGCCCUCCAGCUUAACAACACCAGACCUAAACAGCAUAAACAAUACAAGAUCCCAGCAACCCAACAGCUACACCAGUUCUAGCAAUGAUGUUGACAUGGAGACAGAUCGCUGUAGCAACGGAGUGUCAGAAAUGUCAUCCAAUGGCUUCCUGAAUGGCAGCUCCAAGCAUGAUCAUGAAAUGGAGGAAUGUGAAGCGGAAAUGGAAAUAGAUUCCACUCAGUUGCAUCGCCAGCUGUGCGGAGGAAGCCAGGCUGCCAUCGAGCGAAUGAUCCACUUUGGACGGGAGCUGCAGGCCAUGAGCGAGCAGCUGAGGAGAGAAUGCGGCAAAAACUCCACCAAUAAAAAGAUGUUGAAGGACGCUUUUAGUUUACUCGCCUACUCAGACCCUUGGAACAGCCCAGUUGGAUAUCAGCUUGACUCAAUACAGAGAGAACCAGUCUGCUCAGCGCUCAAUAGUGCAAUAUUAGAGACUCACAACCUGCCAAAGCAGCCUCCUCUGGCUCAGGCAAUGGGACAGGCCACACAGUGUUUGGGGCUGAUGGCUCGAUCAGGAAGUGGCUCAUGUGCUUUUGCUGCAGUAGAAGACUAUUUGCACUAGCUAUGCAUCCUGGACCACCUCACUGGCAUGCUCCAUUAUCAUGGGUGAUCCAACAUUAGGAACAUUUCAAAAGAGAAAGAAAAAUCUCUAAUGAGAAGAAACUUAUUUUUUUAAAAUUAGUAACCUACUGGGGACAGGUUCUGAUUGCCACUUUACUUCUGCUUCCUAGAUUACAAGGCAUGGUCCAAAUCAUUUAUUUUUCCCCAGCUUCCUAUGUGCAAACUUUGUUUCCAUUUGGAAAUGCAGCAGUUUAAUACAUACAAAACGAUGUUUAAACCCUUAAUUGACAUCCCUGUUAGGAUUUAAAGAAAAAAGCCUCAAGAACAAUUUAUUUUUGUAAUACUUAUAUAAAAAAUGAAACUAAUCAUAAAAAUAACAAGUCAUAUUUAGCUACCAAAAGAGCGAGCCUUCUUUUUACUAGAAAAACUUUUUUUUUUGUGGUAAUACAAUUUAUGUAUGUGUUUUAUGUUGCGCUAGCAUAUGGAUGACAGCAGUUUUAUAAAAUUGGACAAUUUCCAUUUUACAUUAUUUCAUACAAUAAGCACCUGAUACAAGUUUGAAAUAUGGCUUUGACUUACAUACGUUUCAGAGCUUGUCCUGCAAACUUGAAUUACUCAGGAGCUGAUUUGCAAACAUCCAUCACCACUAGUCUUUUUCAAUGCCUGUUAUCCCAGUAGCUUUAUUUUGUCCAUCUGAUUCAAACCUGCAGACCGGUACAUUGUAUAAUUGCUGUUUUAAAAUAACAGUAUUAAAUAUUUGUCAACGCACG